UGUGGAGUUCGGUGCCGCGCGUCAGUGCUCCAACGGACGCGAUUGCGCGCGUAUAUUUAACUCGAUUCGGUUCUUAAUUCGUCACCCGGCUUCCAUUCGCGUCGCGUCGCGGAGCGCCGUGUGAGAGAAGCGAUCGAGUGUAACCGCGAGAUACCGUGCGUCGUGAGUGUCGUUGAGUGCAAAGUGCGCGUGUGAGUGAGAGAAAAGGAAAGGCGAGAUCGCGACGGUGUGAGAAAGCGGUGGCCGUAAUCGUUUGCGGAAAAAGACGAGAUCGCUACGACGCAUCCAAGAGUUGCUACGCGACAUUCCGAGCGUUCCCGACAUUCCGCGCGAGCGCCCAACGUGUGCCGGAGUAUAAAGAGGCUGCUCCUUCGAUUUCGACGCGGCGUUCACGCGGCGAGCCCUUUCGCGUUCCGUGUCUGUUGUGACUCGUUCCUCUUAACGUCUCGCGCUCGUGACUCUCGUCAAUUAGCAUUCGUUGCUCCGAAGAACCGUUGGAGCCUGCAGAACCAGAGAAUCGGCGUGUGUGACGUACGCGCCCCAUUCACGGUUAACUUCAUACAUACGCGCACGCACAUAUCCACAUAUACGUCCGUCGGUGAAUUCACGCCAGAGAUUACACGCGAAUGGAGUGACGUGGCAGCGCGUGCCACAGCCGGUUGUCGCCAGUCAUUCUUUUUUUUUUACGUUUUUUAUUAAACCGCCACGCUUGUUCCUCCGCGCAGGGUGCGUCUGUCAGUCCAGCUCAUUCCCGUUCAUCGGAGUGCAUUUCAACACGGUGUACUCCGAUCGUCGAUAAUCGACAAUUAUCGCUGUUGUUAUUGCCGCGCCCGGCUGGACCUGUCCAAAGUACAAUCGGACGCUAAUCGUUGCGCUCCAAUUUCGACGUUGAAACGGCUCGAAAUCGUCGCCGUUGAUAAUCGGUUGGUAGAUCGGGAACGCGCGGCUUUCCACCAACGCUCGACUUUCGCCGGCUCGCCCUCGUCGGGACAUGCAACAGCUCCGCGUGACCUUUUAAGACGCAAUCUGCAUUCGGCUGGAAUAGCGCGAUCGUGCUGGAAACGGUCGUCCACCGACUGUGUUGCAUCGACGAUCGAACUUCGAAUCUGCACGCGAAAUCCCCGUGGAUUCGUUCGUCACGUGCCGUCACGAAAGAAGGAAGGCGAAAGACAAUAAGAGUCGGCGUUGCUGCGACAAAGAUAACACCUCUUGACACGUGACGAAACGACACGCCGAUCAUCGACCUUGUCCCUUCGUGUCACGUUGUACUUUAACGCAAGAAUUAGCGAGGCCCCCAGUAAUCGCUGGCCGUUUCAGUGAGCCAAACUGGACGGGAUUAUCGUUUACGCGAGUUCACAAAUUUUAAGGAAAGGAUACACCGUGCGAUCGAUCUCUUGCCUUGAGAGAGAUACCUAGACGUCUUACCGAAUCUUCUACUGCCCAUCGUUCUGUGAUAAAACCUGUGAUAUUACCGAGAUUUCACCGAGAUUGAUGAGAGAACCUUCUUCUUCGUCUCCGGAAAUCGUUGCUGAUAAUCGUGAGACCUAAUCGGCUUAAUUUCGUCGAAUUAGUUAUUUCCAAGAAACAUACUAAAAAAGCCUACUGAUUGUAACGACUUGGAAUAAAAGUUGCAUAUUUAUUCGCUGCCGUGCUCGAAUUACGUUUAACAGGUGGUUUGCAACUCUGCCAAUACGAGCGCAAUCCAGUCCGAGACUCCAGGCGGCUGGUCAAGCUGCGGCAAGUGUCUAGACGACAUGAGGCUUAUGCAAAGAUUAGCGAUCAGCGGACUGCUGUCCGUGAUCCUGAUCCUUCUUCUAACCGGAACAUUUAUAACACGACGCGAUCUCGCGAAUGUCGUCGAUCGAGGCGUCGCGCCGGAAGAACGCAACGAACAGUUGAAUCCAGCCUGGAUACAAGAUAAUGUGGUUCCAGGGCAGGAUGAGCCUGAAAUUGAAGAUAAAAAUAAAGACAAAGAUCGACGUGUAGAUAUCAGACAUAAACAAUUCGAGCCUUCGGUGGUCGAAAUGCCAGCCGUAUCUAUUCCUGGCAUUUACGUUAUUAGACCGCCUAAUCCACCUUUGGAUGAUGUGACCAAUCAGCGCCGUGAAAAAGUUAAAGAGAUGAUGAAGCAUGGCUGGGAUAAUUACGUACGGUAUGCAUGGGGAAAAAACGAAUUAAGACCAAUCUCAAAGAGAGGUCACAGUGCCAGUAUCUUCGGAGCUUCGAAUAUGGGCGCGACUAUCGUCGAUGGACUUGACACUCUUUAUAUCAUGGGUCUCCACGAUGAAUUUAAGCAAGGACGCGACUGGAUUGCCGAGAAUCUGGACUUCGACAUCUUUUUCCUUUCAUGACUGCAAAAGUACAGUGAUGUCUAUCUAAGUGAAGGUAUCAC
This is a messenger RNA of Mycetomoellerius zeteki, 2392 nucleotides long. RefSeq names its product mannosyl-oligosaccharide 1,2-alpha-mannosidase IB. The coding region runs from base 1755 to 2351 and encodes 198 amino acids. Gene Ontology annotation, molecular function: calcium ion binding; mannosyl-oligosaccharide 1,2-alpha-mannosidase activity. Gene Ontology annotation, cellular component: Golgi membrane; endoplasmic reticulum. The transcript has 5 exons. Lineage: Eukaryota; Metazoa; Arthropoda; Insecta; Hymenoptera; Formicidae. The record is from RefSeq and is a predicted model, not a curated record. Gene Ontology annotation, biological process: mannose trimming involved in glycoprotein ERAD pathway; carbohydrate metabolic process.